UCAAAGUCAUCUGUGCUGUGAUGUGUUGCGCGAAGUUAGGAAAAAGGAAAAAUUAGAACGCAAGUUAUUUUUAUAAAAUUACAAAUUGUCCUACUGUAACUUUAGUGCAAAAGUGUUUAAAUUCAUUUGCUAUGGACGAUAUAGUUUUUAUCGGUGACUGGGUAAAAGACAGGGUUUUGGGAUCGGGAAGUUUUGGAAUUGUGGUCUUAUGGAAACAUAAACAGACUGAGGAAAAACUUGCUAUAAAAACUUGUAAAUGGGGCCCCGAGUUGACCGCAAAACACAAAGAAAGAUGGACCAAAGAGGUAGAGAUGUUGCAAUGCUGCAACAAUCCGAAUAUAGUCGGAACGAAAAAUUUACCGCCAGAAUUUCUUGUAGGCUUAGAGCGGGCUAAUCCAUCGAAAUUGCCGAUCCUUUGUAUGGAAUACUGCAGUGGAGGUGAUUUACGACAAGUUUUGAAUAAUCCCGACGCUUGUGGCGGCUUAAAGGAGUUCCAAGUGCGACAAAUUCUAAGCGAUAUAAGAAACGCAAUGCAAUUUUUGCACACGAACAAAAUUACGCAUCGUGACCUAAAACCUGAGAAUAUAGUACUGCAUAUAUUGGAUAAUUCAAAUAAUAACCUAGGGCAGAAGAAAAUUGCUUAUAAACUUAUAGAUUUAGGAUAUGCCAAAGAAAUAGAUUCAAACUCUGUAUGUGCUAGUUUUGUUGGUACAUUGCAAUAUCUUGCACCGGAAAUUUUCUAUAGUAAGACAUAUAGCAACUCUGUGGAUUUUUGGUCAUUCGGUCUUCUUGCUUUUGAGAUUAUAUGUGGAGUUAGACCAUUUCUUCCAUACUUGGCACCAGUCCAAUGGAUGCCCCAUGUUAAGAAAAAAUCCCAUGAACAUAUAUGUGUGUAUGAAACAUUUCAUGAGGAUAUAGAGUAUUCAAAUGAAAUAUUUUCAGAAAAUCACAUAUCAAAACCAUUAAAAACAUUAAUGGAAAAAUGGUUGCAAGUUGCGUUAGAGUGGGAUCCUAGACUACGAGGCAGGGAUGCACCUUCAAAAGUUACAUUUAAUAUACCAUCCGAGGAAAAGGAAGCUGCCAGUAAAGUUGUCAUAUUUGAUCUACUUGAGGCUAUAUUAGCUAAGAAAAUUAUUCAUAUAUUCUCUGUGACAACACUAUCAAAUCUAGCUUAUGAAAUAAAUGACUCCACAAAUGUAGAAAAUCUAAAAGCUUGGAUUAGUGUGGAUACGAAAAUUCCUGCUGGAGAACUUACAAUAAUUUCAACCACAACAUACAUUGAACUUGAAAAUAAUGACCAAGUAGCUAAAUACUGGAAUGACAGUGCAACUCCUAUGUUAUAUGCAUAUGGAAAAAAAACAAUUAUUGAUGAUAAUAUUGAACCUGUAGUACCAAUUACUGUUAAAAGAUGCCUUGAACAUCCUAAAGCUCUGUACAAUUACAAAAACAGCCAAAACUUAUACAGAAAUGGGCUUUAUUUCAUUCUUUCUCAAUUGAAAAUGUAUGACAGUCUUAUAAAUGGAUUGUUCGCUAGGGCUGAAUCUCUAAAACAUAAAAGUAAACAGCUUCUUGUGAAACAUAACUCUGUAGAUAAAGCCUUAGGGAAGCUUCUUGCACAGAAAGAGAUUAUUAUAAAGAUGACUGAAGUUGGAGCGAAACAUGUGGAGCAUUUGAAAGAGAACAGCAUCGGUACUAAUUUCCUAGGCGGUUUUGAGAAAAUAUUCAAAGAUGUCAACGAUCAGUCGGAGAAAAGUGACAAAUUAGAGACUGCUUGGGCACAAAUAUCAGUUAGAUUGCAGUCUGCUGUCAGAAGAAGUAACGAAGCAACUUCUGCUGAUCUUAACAACUUUGUUUCGAAAUAUAACUUCACAACUAUAGUUACUAACGCUAUGCGUGCAUACAAUGCAUUUAAAAAGAGUGAAUUUUACAGUGAGAAUCGAGCAAAAGAUAAUAAAAGUCAACACUAUAAUGUUUCUGAUAUAGUACGAGCAUCUUAUGACUGUCUUAAACUAAGAAGUAAAAUACUUAUAGAAAUGCAGAAUCAUUCUUUUAUUCUUAAAUUAAAAGAUAUCUCUUUGGAGUUGUCUAAAAUUGACGAUGUUAUAACAAAUGCGGCUGAGAAUGCGGACAAAAUAUCCUUUGGUUUAACAACUUUGACGGAUGAUUUGACCUCUUGUAUGUGGUCUACGAUCAGUCUUGUUGUAAGAGAUGCAGGAGAUAUAUCUGAUCUACCUUAUAGUGUGGUUUCUUUCCAAAAAAGAGAUUUUAAAAUCGGAGCACCUGUGUCGAGUCAUUAUAUCCCUCAUAGAGAGGAUUCACAGCUUAAAUCUCUUAUUCAAGAAAGUUUGAAGAUAAGAAAAAAUCAUGCAAGUCUUUGCGAAAGAUUAAACUCGCAGAAUUCGUCCUUACAAAAAUCCACUUUUGAUUUUAGCUUCUUAAAUGAAGAUAGUGUUUGAAAAAACUUAAAUACCCAAAGAAUUUAAAAUGUGCCUUACAUUAGUAUUUAAGAGAUAUGCAUUUGUUUUUAAAUUGUCAAAUUUAAUGUACUUUUUUAUGUUUUUUUGUUUCUUGUGUGCAGUUUAUUUCUAGUCAUUGGAAG
This is a messenger RNA of Papilio polytes (common Mormon), 2599 nucleotides long. It is a transcript of the gene IKKbeta, whose product is annotated as inhibitor of nuclear factor kappa-B kinase subunit alpha. The transcript has a single exon. NCBI's taxonomy places the organism in Eukaryota, Metazoa, Arthropoda, Insecta, Lepidoptera, Papilionidae. The record is from RefSeq and is a predicted model, not a curated record. Gene Ontology annotation, molecular function: IkappaB kinase activity; ATP binding. Gene Ontology annotation, cellular component: cytoplasm; IkappaB kinase complex. The coding region runs from base 132 to 2456 and encodes 774 amino acids. Gene Ontology annotation, biological process: tumor necrosis factor-mediated signaling pathway; positive regulation of transcription by RNA polymerase II; peptidyl-serine phosphorylation.